This is a messenger RNA of Aphis gossypii (cotton aphid), 5171 nucleotides long. RefSeq names its product agrin-like. The record is from RefSeq and is a predicted model, not a curated record. Gene Ontology annotation, biological process: multicellular organism development; cell differentiation. Bases 154 to 4689 code for a protein of 1511 amino acids. Lineage: Eukaryota; Metazoa; Arthropoda; Insecta; Hemiptera; Aphididae. Gene Ontology annotation, molecular function: calcium ion binding; protein binding. The transcript is spliced from 26 exons.
CGCCGCAACGCCACGAACAGUGACCGCCAUCGGCAGUCGUUCGCGGUAACCUCCGGUAAAUGCACGCACGUCUCCCGAUCCGACGAAAUGCAACCCACGUGCCUCAAUCAUAUCGCUCCUUAACCUACGACACUCCGUGGUGUGUGAUCGGCGAUGGCUGCGUACGGCGUGUACGGUAACGGCAGCUGUGGUGGUGACGUUUACGCGCACGGCGAUGACACCGAUCUGUAUCACCAAGUGGUGGUGCUCUCGAAACCAGACGGCUCGUGCGUGCGGAGCCAGGCAAACGGAAGUGGCAUCAGUGGCAGUGGCGUCGGUGGCGGCGGUUCCGUUAUCGUGGAAACCGUCAACGGAAGGUACAACGGCGAUUAUCCACAUCAACAGCAGCAGCCGUACGACUCGGCGAGUGGUGGCGGCGGCGGCGGCGGCGGAGGAGUCGGUGGCCAGCGCCGUCAUCGCCGGUCGUUUUGGUGCCGGACCACCACGCUGGCCACCAUCAGCGCCUUGCUGGCCACCAUGUUUUGCGUGACGUGCGUCGUUUUCAUCUACUACAACUAUGUUUUAAAUUGGUCUCCGAAAACUGUGGCUCUACAAGUGGGAAGGACUGACCCUUGUCGGUUGGUGAAGUGUUUACACGGUCAGCGGUGCAUCGUAGAUAAAGUGAGUGCGCAAGCGCGCUGUGUGUGCGCCGAAGACACAGCGUGCAAUGAUGACGACAGCGGUGACAAUGCUGGUGGACCGGUGUGCGGAAACGACUGGAAGGACUACCCGAGCGCUUGUCACGUCAGAAAGGCGGCAUGUGCAUCAGGCUUGAACAUAGCGGUCAAAUACAGAGGAUUGUGUGAUCCGUGUGAUUAUAUAUCGUGUGAAGAACCCGAAGUAUGUCGUUUGGACUACGAGAGACGUGCUAGGUGCGUGUGCUCAGAAUUCUGUGGCGAAGACUUCAUUCCAGUGUGUGGAUCUGAUGGCAGAACGUACACCAACGAAUGCUUUCUACGUCGGCAGGCGUGUCGAAUGAUGCCAAGCCUAAGAAUCGUCUUCCAUGGACAAUGCGACCAAGGCGUAAACCCGUGUCUAAACUUCACAUGUUGGGAAGGAUCGCGUUGCACAAUCGAUCAUCUAGGCAAUGCUGAAUGCCGUUGUCAGGAGCCCACACUUUGCGAAACAUCAGUGCGACCUGUUUGUGGCACAGACGGCUACACUUACGAGUCCAAAUGCUUCUUGGAACGGAUGAGUUGUAGCAAGAGGUCCGGUGUCACGGUGGCAUACGAUGGGCAUUGUGGGGACACGAAUCCGUGCAAUGGGUACUUGUGCAAUUCUGGAGCCAUUUGUAAAGUAAGAGACGGAAAAGCAGUCUGCGAAUGCCCUUUAUGUUCCGAACAUCACGAGCCCGUGUGCGGCACCGACGGCAACACGUAUAGUAACGAGUGCAAAUUGAAGUACCACAACUGUCAGCAGAAGCAAAUAAUCGAAGUGUCCCAUGUCGGAGCAUGUAACGAUUGUACAAAAAUGAAUUGUCAGUUUCAUUCGGUUUGCGAAAGCAAUAGAAAAGAAGCUAAGUGUGUCUGCCCGACGUUCAAAUGUGCAAACGCAAGCGGUAAAGUUUGCGGUACCGACGGUAUUACGUACACAGACCUUUGUCAUCUACAAAACGCUAGUUGUGCAACAAGGAAGAAAAUAUUCGCUGCCUACGCGGGUGAAUGCGGGUCAUGUCACGAUCAGAAAUGUAACUGUCCUGAAACAUGUGAGGACACCAAAUCAAAAGAACCCGUCUGCGGUUCCGACUUGAUCACUUAUAACAGCGAAUGCGAGCUACUUCAACAAUCGUGUAUAAAAAACAGGACACAAAAUUUAACGAUUUUGUUCAUCGGAGAUUGUAAAGAAUCUUCAUCCAUAGGGAAAUUUUUAAAACCUCAUGGAUCAGUAGAAAACAGCGUUUACAGUAACAACAACGAUGUAUGUAAAGAUAUUAAAUGUGACUACCACGCCACGUGCGAGGUAGGACCCGACGGAUUUCCUAGAUGUUCAUGCAUAUUUAAUUGUUCGGCUGAAGCUUCGCCUGUUUGUGCCUCAGAUGUUCGUACUUACAAUUCAUUGUGUCUAAUGAAAAUGGAAGGAUGUCAAAGACAACAAGAACUUCGAUUAAGGCCCAUGGAGUUAUGCCAAGGUAUGGAAGUAAAACCUUGUAAUGGUAAGAAACCCUUGAUGAACCAUCUAAAUGGGAAAGAAUUAGACUGUGGUCACGGUCCUGACAGACAAGAUUGUCCAUCGGGCAGUUAUUGUCAUCAAACCUCUAGGUUUGCUAAGUGCUGCAAUAAAUCCGAUCGUGAUACAACAAUAGUUUCGGAUAGUUGUCAAAAUUCGUCUUACGGCUGUUGCCCUGACAAAAAGACCCCUGCAAAAGGACCAAAAAACCUAGGUUGUCCUGUGUUAUGCAAUUGCAAUAAAUUAGGUUCAAUAUCAGAGGAGUGUGUCGAUAAAAAAUGCUUAUGCAAAUCAGGAGUUGGUGGAGAGAAGUGUGACCGAUGUGAGCCCGGGUAUUGGGGAUUACCAAAAAUAUCAUCAAACCAUCAAGGUUGCAUGCCUUGUGGUUGUUCUCUAUUGGGUUCAGUUCGAGACGACUGUGAACAAAUGACCGGACGUUGUGUUUGUAAGCCAGGAGCUAUAGGACCAAAAUGCAAUAAAUGUGAAGAUAGUUCUAAAAUUUUAAAUCCUGCUGGAUGUGUUUCACCUGAUAUGGCGAUGCAAAAUUUAACGUCUUGUAGUCAACUCGUUUGUUAUUAUGGUGGUGUAUGCGAGAUGAACAACGAUAAACCAUCAUGUGUAUGUCGAGCAACAUGUGCUGAGGAUGCAAUACGUACAACUCUGGUAUGCGGUAGUGAUGGGCAAACGUAUAGUUCCGAGUGUCAACUAAAAUUAUAUGCUUGUCGCUAUCAAAAAGACAUUGUUGUAAAAUCCCAUACAUCGUGUAAAGACGAAAAUCUCAUACCUGGUACGGAAGGACCAAAAUUCACCGAACCCCAAGACAUAAUCAUAUCGAAGUCAACACGGCAUCUAUUAUUUUCUGAACUGCCAAAUUUCACUUACAACACAUCUGGUGGGUACGAAGUUGAUAUCAUACCUGAAGUACAAGACCUGACAGGAAGAACGACAUCAGAAUCUACUGAUCAUGAAAUAUCACUAUGCAAUCCAAAUCCGUGCCAGAACGGCGGAGAAUGUGAGGUACUAGAUUCCGGUGGUUUCCAGUGCCACUGCCCUACCACGUACAGUGGAACUGUUUGUUCCAAUCCCGAGGAAGUUAAAGAACAUAAAUCAGCUGCAUUCAAUGGACAUUCGUACGUGCAGUUAAAAAAAUUAAAAGCAUACCACAGGUUUAGUUUAGAAAUGGAAUUUAAAAGUUUUUCGGACGAUGGAAUUCUUUUAUACGACCAACAACAACCAGAUGGAUCUGGUGAUUUUAUUUCGAUUGCAAUAGUCAAUAAGUUUGUAGAAUUCAAGUACAAUCUGGGCAACGGAGCCGUAGUAUUGACAUCUGCACACCCGAUUACGAUCGGCACUCGGCAUAAGAUCAUAGCCAAACGAUAUCAAAAAGACGGUCUGCUACAGUUUGAAAAUUUCGAGCCAGUUCGAUCAGUGUCCAUGGGGUCACUGAGAUCGUUAGACCUGAACGACAACGCAUACAUUGGAUACGUACCGAUUGUGCACCAAAAGAUAUUUGAAAACAUUGGUGUCAAAUCGGGACUGAUCGGAUGCGUGCACAGUAUAAAAAUAGGACGUUAUUCUGUGAACUUGUUGGGAUUCGAAGAUGGUGAUUUGGUAACAAAUUCUGAAGGCGUAACGGAAUGUCAAAAGGGUUGUUCAAAUGGCACGUGUGCUUGUACAGGAAAUUCGUGUUACGAUGACAUGGCCUGUUCGUCAGAGCCCUGCAGCUUCGGAUCUACUUGCGAGUCAUUGCCGGGCGGCCGACACGCCUGUUUUUGUCUACCAGGAUUAACCGGCGCCAACUGUGAUAAAUUCGAGUACGGUUUGACCAAAUACUUUUCACCGGAAUUCAACGGUAAGAACUCAUUCCUUACUAUACCGCUGAUCGAAGACCUUCGUAGGACCACUCGCCUAGAACUAUGGUUUGGAACGAAAUCUGACAGUGGCUUGUUACUGUACAGUGGUCAAUCGUACACGGGACAAGGAGAUUUCAUUUCUGUAUACUUGACUGCCGGCCGAGUGAGACUCGUUUACGAUUUGGGCAACGGAAAGACGAAUAUCACUACGGAUGAGAAGAUUGUUUUUCUACCUCAAUGGAAUUUACUUAAAAUCAAAAGAUUCGACAACCAAGCUUCCAUUCAACUGAACAACGGCAACGUUACCACUAUCAGCUCCAGUUCCCCACUUGUUGAGUUGAAUUUAGAACUACCGUUAUACAUUGGUGGUGUACCUGAAACUGUUCUGUUGAAUCAAGAGUCGAUCGCCAACAAACCUUUCGAUGGUAUCAUACAGAGGGUGAUUCUCAACGAAAAAGCGUGUAACCUAUCUUCUGGUCUUAAUCAGGAGGUAAUACCCUAUCGAGGUGCUCCUUGUGGUUACGCACCGUGUCUGAAUGGCGGUACAUGUUUUCCGGUUUUGUCUAGAUUUUUAUGCCAUUGUGGUCCGAAACAUUUCGGUCCGUUAUGUGAACACACGUAUAAAUCAUAAUCACCAUCCGGAAAGCAGCUUUUGUUCUACAAAGCUACCCACUGAGCUCAAUAUAAUCGAUUCCUGGUAAAUAAAUAUUGUAUAUAAAGAGAAAAGACUAUUUGUUGGAGCUCAAAGAUCCUCUUCGAUUCAAGUUUGUAUUUUCUUUAGGAUUUAUUAUUUAGAACCGCCAUUAAUUUCUAUGCAAUUAAGUUCCUAGAAAUGUUUUCUUUUAUAUUAAACUGUAAGUUUAAGACAUACCUAUAGAUAAUAUUAUGUACAUUAAUUGAACAAUUAAUUUUAGAAUUAAGACUAUUUUAUGUACACGUUUAUACUUGUAAAACAAAUAAAUAAAUACUUUUUAUUUGUGUAUAAAAUCAUGACUACACCUAUAUCAAACCUAUUGUUAUCCGUGGCUUGUGGACAACCAACAUAAAAAUUUGUGCUAAUAAUAAUGAAUGUUAUAUACCUAUAAAAUAAAUGAUUACUACAUAUUGUUAUUA